UUCCCAUUCAUUUUUCAAUCGGAAAACUACUUGUUUGACUGCUCAACCCACAAAAACCACCCAUCCAUUCUGUCCCAAUCCCAUCCCUUUAUAUAUAUGUACAUAUAUCCCUAGUUGAAUUACCCUCAAAAAACACCGGGUGUGGUUGCAGGAUUUCGAACGAGCAUUCCAGUCAGUCACUAGUUUAGUUCUGAGGGGCCCGGGGGGUCAUAAAUGGAGGGAGAGCACCGCAGCCACCAGCAGCAGCCGUCGCCGGCGAAGUCCAGGUUCAAUAGGGUCUGUGUUUUCUGCGGCAGCAGCCCCGGGAAGAAGCCAACCUACCAGCUGGCCGCCAUCCAGCUAGGGAAAGAACUGGUUGAGAGGAACAUAGACUUGGUGUAUGGAGGAGGGAGCAUUGGUUUGAUGGGUCUAAUCUCUCAAGCUGUCUAUGAUGGUGGCCGCCACGUGUUAGGGGUGAUUCCCAAAACUCUCAUGCCAAGAGAGAUCACCGGAGAGACCGUCGGAGAAGUGAGGCCGGUGGCCGGCAUGCACCAAAGGAAGGCCGAAAUGGCCCGGCAAGCUGAUGCAUUCAUAGCCUUGCCAGGAGGAUAUGGAACAUUGGAGGAGCUCUUGGAAGUCAUAACAUGGGCUCAAUUGGGGAUCCAUGAUAAGCCGGUGGGACUACUGAAUGUUGAUGGGUACUACAACUCACUCUUGUCCUUCAUAGACAAGGCCGUUGAUGAAGGCUUCAUUGCCCCCUCUGCCCGCCACAUCAUCGUCUCUGCCCAAACCGCCCACGAACUCAUGUCCAAGCUCGAGGAGUACGUUCCGAAGCACGCUGGGGUAGCAUCGAAGCUGAGCUGGGAGAUGGAGCAGCAACUGGGUUACAUCUCAAAGUCAGACAUUGCCCGUUGACUUAAUCCUGACCGUAGAUUUUUGGUCAUCUAAUCAACUGUCUAGCGACCGCACAGUUGUGUGAUCCACUGGAUGGUUUCACUAAAGUUUUUUAGUUUAACUGGUUAUUCCCCCCCCUCUCUUUUUUCCUGAUUUAAUUUGUGCAGUAGAAGCUGACGUGGAACAGGGCCAAGUGAUUGGCUUCCUGGUUAAUCACAGUGGUGAUUACUGUUCAUAUAUAUAUAUUUAUUAUUUUUAUGUAA
Molecule: messenger RNA, 1136 nt
Organism: Diospyros lotus (date-plum)
Lineage: Eukaryota; Viridiplantae; Streptophyta; Magnoliopsida; Ericales; Ebenaceae
Product: probable cytokinin riboside 5'-monophosphate phosphoribohydrolase LOGL10
Exons: 7
Coding region: 214-894 (226 amino acids)
Biological process (GO): cytokinin biosynthetic process
Cellular component (GO): cytosol; nucleus
Molecular function (GO): hydrolase activity, hydrolyzing N-glycosyl compounds
Source: RefSeq, a predicted model, not a curated record